Messenger RNA from Exserohilum turcica Et28A, 1521 nucleotides. RefSeq lists its product as uncharacterized. The coding region runs from base 1 to 1521 and encodes 506 amino acids. The record is from RefSeq and is a predicted model, not a curated record. The transcript is spliced from 3 exons. Gene Ontology annotation, cellular component: membrane. Lineage: Eukaryota; Fungi; Ascomycota; Dothideomycetes; Pleosporales; Pleosporaceae.
AUGUCGCGAAUACGGUUACCACGCGCCUUCCGCUCUCCAGCGCAAAUCAAUGAAGAAGAGGGUACAAACGGCCACCCUGAGACCAUGCGCAGGAAAACCCCACCCAACGAAGCCGAAGAUGGUGACGAUAAUGAAGAGAAAUCUAAAGAACCUAGUACAGAACCCGUAGGCUUCUGGCAUCCAGACCUCCGGCAAGUCCGCAACCGCGCGUUUGCAAAAUGGACCAUUACGACAGCCUUUCUCAUGGGAUUUAUCCUCGCCGUACUUUCUAUAUACUGGGGUGUUUUCUUCAAGGUGGAGAACAGAAUCAGCCACUUGUUGGUCUAUGUGGUUGAUAUGGAUGGCGUCGCGCCAUACGACAACACCGGGAACGCGCCAUUUGUCGGCCCAACGAUUACAAAGCUCGUACAGCAACAAUUGAGCAGCAAUCAGCCAACACUCGGAUGGGGCAUACUUCCAGCAUCCGAGUUCAACAACGAUCCGAUGCAAGUCCGGGAGGCAAUCUACGAGUGGGAUGCCUGGGCCGCCAUUGUCAUCAAUCCAAAUGCAAGCGCGUUGUUGUACACUGCCAUUGCGAGUGGAAAUUCCUCAUACGACCCUCUUGGUGCGUGCCAAUUGAUAUACCAGGACGCAAGAGACGAUACGAAUUGGUUUGAUCUUAUGCUCCCAAUCAUCAGCUCUUUCAUGACGGAAGCACAGAGCAUGGUUGGCAAGCAGUGGGCACAAAUGGUGCUACAGAACGCCAGCAACCCAUCGGUACUAUCGAAUAUGCAGAAUGUGCCGCAGGCAGUCAAUCCCGCGAUUGAAUUUUCCGAAUACAAUCUUCGGCCGUUUUUUCCUUACACCAGCAUCCCCGCUGUAUCUAUCGGCCUCAUUUAUCUUAUCAUCAUCUCCUUUUUCAGCUUCUCGUUCUACAUGCCCAUCCACAUGCAAUACGUCACGCCUACCAACCACCCGCCGCUCAAGUUUCCCCAGCUGAUCGUCUGGCGCUGGUGCGCCACCAUAUCCGCCUACUUCAUGCUUUCCCUCGCCUACUCUUUUGUCAGCCUGGCUUUCCAAAUCAACUUCUCAAACACGAACUCCAUAACCAGUCAUACCCAGGUCACCAUCCAGAGCGAGGGAAACCCAGUGGCUUUCGGCCAUGGCACGUUUUUGGUGUACUGGAUGUUGAACUUUUUUGGCAUGAUUGCACUGGGUAUGGCGUGUGAGAACGUCGCUAUGGUUGUGGGUAUGCCGUGGAUGGGCCUGUUUUUGAUCUUCUGGGUUAUCACAAACGUUUCUACUUCCUUCUACGAUAUCGAAAUCGCACCUGGGUUUUAUAGGUGGGGGUAUGCAUGGCCCUUGCAUUCUAUUGUCGAAGCAAGCCGCUCAAUUCUCUUCGAUCUGCACUCGCGUCUUGGUCUGGAUUUUGGUAUUCUCAUCGCGUGGGGAGCAGUAAACACGCUUUUCUUCCCUUUCUGCUGUUAUUUCAUGCGGUGGAAGCAGCAGAAGGGCGUGCACGAAUACUGGCCUCUGGAUUAA